CCGCCAGGGCCAAUCAGGUGGGCGCUGCGCACGGGAGGGAGAGCACUGGUUCAGCCCCGUUGUUCGGGAGUCCGAGGCGGCGGGGAGGUUGGUGAUAAUGUAAUCCAAGCCGCGGAGUUACAAAAAUAACAAGGAUACCAAGUGUCGAUCUCUACAAGGCGUGAGUGAACCUUUCAGCUGGCUCUUCAUCUGAACGGCACGGGCGCCAGAGAGAGGCUGACUGACACUCAGGAGAGCAUGUCUGCGAUACCAGCCGCGCCGCAGGGCGCUCAGCCUGCCACCGCAGCGGCCACCGCCGCCAGCCAGAGUGUCAACCCGUCUCCCCCCGAGACAUCCAGCCCUGUCAAGCCAGGCCGGCUCACCAAUCAGCUGCAGUACCUGCAGAAGGUGGUCAUGAAGGCCUUGUGGAAGCAUCAGUUUGCCUGGCCCUUCCAUCAUCCCGUCGAUGCUGCCAAGCUCAACCUGCCGGAUUACUACAACAUUAUCAAGAACCCGAUGGACAUGGGAACCAUCAAGAAGAGACUGGAGUCAAACUUUUACUUCACAGCUGUGGAGUGCAUCCAGGACUUCAGCACCAUGUUCACAAACUGCUACAUCUACAAUCGGCCCAACGACGACAUCGUGCUCAUGGCGCAGACGCUGGAGAAGUUCUUCCUGCAGAAGGUGGCCGAGAUGCCCGUGGAGGAGAUAGAGCUGGCGCAGCCCGUGCCACGCGGGCCCAGAGGCCGGGGUCGCAAGUCGACAGCCGCCAUGUCGCCGGGCGGGCUAGGCCAGCAGCAGGCGGUGCCGGCGGGCGGAGUGGCGGGGACGCGGUUGCCGGGCCAGACAACGCCCCAGCGGCCUCCCAGGGCAGCCGCACUGGCGGCAGCGGCAGCCAGCGCUCAGCAAGUCUCCAACGCAGACUCGCCCCCGUCUGGAUACUCUCCCCCUCAUGUGGUGCAGCGCUCGACGCCGGCCCGUCCCGUCGCUCCCCCCACCCCCGCCAUCCCACCGGCCGCCACCCCGCCGCGCCAGCCCGCCCCUCCGCGGCAGCCGGCUCCUCCGCGGCAGCCGGCCACGCCGCGGCAAGCGAUCGCCCCGCCGCUCGCCCCCCCUCCUCCUCCUCGGCAGGUCGCGCCCCCUCCUCGGCAGCCCGCGCCGCCGAGGCCGGCCACGCCGCCACGGCAGCAGGUGCCCCCGAGGCAACUGGCGCCGCUGCGCCAGCCCGCCCCGGGGGUGGCCCGUCAACCGGCGCCGCCGAGGCAACCGGGCCCGCCAAGGCAGGCUGCGCCGAUCCGGCAAGCCGCGCCGAUCCGUCAGCCUGCUCCGGGACCCCGGCAACCUGUGCCGCCCCGACAAGGCGUCCCACCAAUAAGGCAUCCAGCCCCGCUGAUACAGACUCAUCCCAACUUCCAGCCUGUUCAGCAGCAGCAGCACCAGCCGGCCGGACCGAGGGGCCCCAGUGUGCCUGCCGGCGUGGGCAGCGCCGUGGUGGCGAGCGCCGUGUCCAGUCAGCCGGCCUCGCAGACGCAGCUCAUGUCGCAGCCCAUGGUGUCGCUCACGCCGCUCAAUAUCCAAGCCUUGCCGCAGCCGGUGCCGUCUGUCGCCACACCGCCAGCGACCAAGGCGCAGCGCAAAGGCGUCAAGAGGAAAGCAGACACCACCACGCCGGUGCCCUUGGCACUGGCAGACAGCGAAGAGCCCACGCCGCCCAGGGUGCUGGCUCGACGCGAGAGCGCGCGCCCCGCCAAGACGCUGCCCAAAGACCUCCCCGACUCGCAACAGGUGCAGCAGCAGCAGCCGCAGCCGCCUCCUCCCCAGCAGGUGGUUGCGGUGCAGCAGCAGCAGCAGGCGGCUUCCACGAAAACCAUGACAAUGACCACCACCACGCCAACAGCGACGGUGGCCUCCCCCGCCAACGCGACGCCGCAGCAGACGCCGCAGCAGCCGGGGCCCGGCAGACGCGUGCGGCAGAUGUCGGAACAGCUCAAGCACUGCAGCUCCAUCAUCAAGGAAAUGCUUGCGAAAAAGCAUGCGGCAUACGCGUGGCCCUUUUACAAGCCGGUCGACGCUGAGUCCCUCGGUCUUCACGACUACCACGACAUUAUCAAGCACCCCAUGGACCUGAGCACCGUUAAGGUGAAGCUGGACAAUCGGGAAUACGCCGCGGCCCACGAGUUUGCAGACGACAUGAGGCUCAUGUUCUCCAACUGCUACAAGUACAACCCCCCUGACCACGAGGUGGUGGCUAUGGCGCGCAAGCUGCAGGACGUGUUUGAGAUGCGCUUCGCUAAGAUGCCCGAUGAGCCGGUGGUGGUCGCCCAGCCUCCUCCUCCUGCUGCUCCUGCUCCUGCUACUGCUCCUGCUGCUGCCCCUGCUGCUGCCCCUGCUGCUGCUCCUGUUGCUGCUCCUGCUGCUCCUGCACCUGUGGCACCCGCCGCCGCAACUGCCGCCCCCACGGCCGCCCCUCCGCCGCCGCCUGCUCCCGAGGUCGUGGUGCCCUCGUCCAGCGAGAGCAGCAGCCCCAGCACCUCGGAGAGCGACAGCUCGGACGAGUCCGAGAAGGAGAGAGCCAAUCGGCUCGCCGAGCUGCAGGAGCAGCUGAAGGCACUGCACGAGCAGCUGGCCUCGCUGUCCCAGGCGCCCAUCUCCAAGCCCAAGAAGAAGAAAGAGAAGAAGAAGAAAGAGAAGGAUCGCGAGCGCACGGAGAAACCCCGCAGGAAGGAGGAGGGCGCUGAAGAGGACGACAAGAAGCUUAAGCUGCAGAAGAACAAACCCCUGGGUCAGCCCAAGAAGCCAGUGGCAAAGCCCAACAGCAACAGUGGCAAGCCUCCAAAGAAGCUCAAGUCUGGCGCUCUGCAGUUUGAAUCCGAGGAGGAGGCGCCCCUGAGCGAAGAUGCCGGCGGCGGCGUCGGCAGCGGCGUCAUCAGCGGCGGCGUCAUCGGCGCCGUCGCCGCCAUUGGCGUCGGCGGCGUGGAGGACUCGCGGCCCAUGACCUACGACGAGAAGCGGCAGCUGAGCCUGGACAUCAACAAGCUGCCGGGCGACAAGCUGGGCCGCGUGGUGCACAUCAUCCAGGCGCGCGAGCCCUCACUGCGCGAGUCCAACCCGGACGAGAUCGAGAUCGACUUCGAGACGCUGAAGCCGUCGACGCUGCGCGAGCUCGAGAGAUACGUCGUGUCGUGCCUGCGCAAGAAGCAGCCCAAGCCCUUCUCAAAAAAACGUAAGCGGAGAGAUUCCGAUGACAAGAAGGAUGCAGACAAGAGGUUAUUGGACCCCAGUGGGCACUUCAUGAAAAAACCCAAAAAAGAGCGGAGGGACCCCAGCUUGGAGGGAGUCGGCGCCCCUCGGCUCAGCGGCAGUUCGAGCAGCUCGUCGGGCUCGGAGAGCAGCAGCGAGAGCACCAGCUCGUCGGAGAGCGACUCCGAGACAGGUCACUGCGACGGCCUCACUCGCAGCGGAAUGACGUUUCUCCUCCGAGAAAUGACUGCCAAGGUAAUGCCGGCCAUCCAGGCAGGUGGCGUCGACCUGGAUAUGUUGCAGGUGAACCACAUGGCCGAUUUGAAGGCGUGCGAUCCAUCACCCGAGGCGGCUCCCCAGAUGCAGUCGCUGCUGCCCAACGUGUGCUGCCUGGAGGGGCUUUCCAGCUUCAGCAAGUCGGUCAUCCAGCAGCCGCUGCCAUCGCCGCUCGCUGACGCCAUGCCCUCGGGUUUUCCUGGGGUGCUGUCACACCAGCCGGAGGCCGAUGCUCCGAUGACCAUGAAGCAACAUCUGCAGCAGCAGCAGCAGCAGCAGCAGCAACAGCAGCAGCAACAACAGCAGCAGCAACAACAACAGCAGCAGCAGAAAGUAUAUGGGCAGUCGCUGUCACAACCUUCAGAACAGCAGCUCCUUUCGCCGGGCAACAUCAUCCAGCCCACACAGCUUUUCCCGCACUCACUGUUGCAGCAGCAGCAGCAGCAGAUGCAGCAGCAGCAGCCUCCGCAAAUGCAGCCGCAGCAGCAGUUCAUGUUCCCCACCUUUGCUUCGUUGCCACAUCACCACAUGCAGAACUCUUCUCAGCAGCAGCAACAGCAGCAGCAGCAGCAGGCGAGAGUGCAAGCGAUGAUGCAGGAGAUGUCGUUCCACGCUCAGAGCCACGCUCACCACGGCUUCCACCAGUCCAUGCCGUCACCGCACCAGACCCCUCUGCAGUCGCCACCGCAGCAGAGAGGCCUGCCGCACCUGUCGCCGCAACAGCAGCAGCAGCAGCAGCACGGAGUGGGUAGACCAUCGGCCCCGCACAGCACACAGGUGCCAGGGCACCAUCACAUGGGGCGGCCGCCUUCACCGCAGCAUCACAUGCUGCACUCUCUGCCUCCUCCUCCUUCGCAGCAGCAGCACCAUCACCAGCAGCAGCAACAGCACCACCACCAGCAGCAGCAGCAGCAGCACCACCACGUGAUGCAUCGACCUCACCUGUCCCCGCAGCACGGCUCGCCGCCGGAACUCUCGCCGCAGUACCCUUCCCCGCAGGCACAGCCGCGCAUGCAGCAGUCGCCGAUUUCGCAGCAGCAGCAGCAGUCGCGCGUCACCCCCUCGCCACAGCAGCAGCAACAGCUUCAGCAUCAAAACGCCGUUGUACAGCAACAGCGAGGGCAGCUGCAGCAGCAGCAGCAGCAGCCACAGAACGUUUACUCGCGCAUGCAGCAGCAGUCGCCUCAGCAGCAGCAGCAGCAGCAACAGCAGCAGGGGCGGCCAAUGCAGCAGCAGCAGAGCGGUCGAACUCCUGCACAGUACCAGCUGCCGCCACAAGCAGCUGCUCAGCACCUGCAUGGGAUGGCUGGGCGAGGGGUCGGUGUCAAACCGCCGCCUCAACAGCAGCAGCCUCAGCAGCAGCAGCAGCAUCAGCAGCACCCUUCACCGAUGUCACCUCCUCAGCCUUCGCCACCAGCCUGGGCUCAGCGCUCUCCACAGCAGAGGUCGCAGCAGCAGCAACAACAGCAGCAGCAGCACCAGCAAAUGCCACCUUCCCCGCAGCAGCAGCAACAGCAGCAGCAUUUCCAGCAGCCGCCUGUGUCGUCAGCGCUGCGUUCGGUGCAGUCGCCCCCGCCGCCUCCGCCGCAGCCGGUGCCGGCGGCCGCGCAGUUUGCUGCUCCUGGUCAGAGGCAGCUCCUCCACCAGCCCAGGGCGCAGCAGGUCAUCCAGCACCACCAGACGGGGCCGCACCAGCCGCAGGCCGCCAGCAAGCCGGCCCACCCGGUGUCCGUGGCCGGCCACCCCUCGCCACAGGCGCAGUCUCCGCUGUCUCAGCCGCACCAGGUGCGCGCCAGCCCCGGUGGGCAACGCAUGAUGCCCCCGGGGGGCCUCCGCGCCGGCGGGCCGGAGCCGCUGGGCGCCCCGCGCGCCGCCUACCUGGGCGAGGAGGAGCGGCGCUCGCCGGCGCUCCGCUCCGACGCGCCCGCCGCCCACCUGCCACAGAUGCACCCCGGCGGCACGGACAGGGGCGAAGGACACAAGCCGCCCGGCAUGCACAAGCCCGAGCGGGAGCUGCAGGAGCGGGGGGGACCCGUUGCCAGCAUGCCCCCUGGACAGCCGCCCCCCCAGGCACUCAACCUGAACCGGCCCAAACAGCAGGACCCCAAAAUCUCCGUUGCUCCAAAAAAGCGAGGAGCGCCGUCCUGCCCACAACAGGACCUGCGGAUCAAGAACAUGGGCUCCUGGGCCAGCCUGGGCAAGGCUCCGGCCUCGUCGGGCAGCGGCGGCGCCAAGACCAGCAGCGACAGCUUCGAGCAGUUCCGGCGUGCGGCGCGGGAGAAGGAGGAGCGCGAGCGUGCUCUCAAGCUGCUGGAGGAGCAACGGCGCAUGCAGAUGGUGCAGGCGGAGCGCGAGCGGAUGCGCCUCGAGCAGGAGCGGCAGAGGGAGCGCGACGAGGAGGAGGCGCUUGAGCGGGCGCAGCGUGCGCAGGAGGAGGCGCUGCUUCGGAGGCAGCACGAGGAGCAGGUGGCGGCACAGGCGGCGCAGGCGGCGCAGGAGAUGGUGGCCCGCGAGCAGGCGGCGCAGCAGUCGGCGCAGGCGGCGCGCGACCGCGAGCUGGCGCGCAAGCGGGAGCAGGAGCGCCGGCGGAGAGAAGCGCUCACCGGGACCAUUGAUAUGAACCUUCAGAGCGACAUCAUGGCCAGCUUUGAAGAGAACCUCUUUUGAAGGAGCCCUUGCUGAACUGCUACAGAGUUAUACGACAGACUACAAUUAUUUUUUACUAUUCGGUGCGCCGUGUCGACCUCGUGUAAACAGGAAAGGGGGGUCCCUUUAACGGUCUGCAAUUUCCUAAACGCAACAAAACAAACUUGAGUGCUCGCGAGGACUCUGUUUGACCGUGUCAGGACGACAAGGUGAUUUUAACGUCCCCGAUCCCCUCUCACCCGCUGUCCGGUGUCCAGUCAUCGUUUAGCUUCGUCACUUAAGUUUAUGCUUCCACAUCGUAGAGGAGUUCACGUUCGUUGGGGGUUUUUGUUUCGGACGUGCGAGCACGUUGCGCGAAUGACACUUGUAAAUAUUUACGAAACGGUCACGCUAACCACACGGAGGGUCGGUCAUGGCCCCCCCCCCCCUCCUUCGUGCCAGCUGGAGAUCGCCGGCGUUGUUCGGCCAGUGGAAUCGUCGCCGCGAUGGUGGAAAUGAAGCGUUCUUCGCGUGUACAUUUGUGAACUUGCCUCGGGAGGGGUCGGAUGGCAUGGAAUGUUUUACAGUACAAGUGCUAUUUUACACGAUAGCUGUAGGGUAGAUGAUUUGUGUAUCCGUAAUUUCAUUUGAUGACAGUUUAUUUAUACAUUUCCUUUCAGACCAGGUUAACAAAUCUGUAAGCUUUCGUGACGGAUGCGUACUUCACGAUUUGAACUUUACCUAUCCGAGCUGCAUUUUGAUUAAAAAAAAAACCGGGAUGACCUGCAUUAAUGUAAAUCUCACUUGUUGGGCCACUGACAGUUAAGGAAUACACAACACCGUUGCUGUAUUGUGAACACGAACAGGUAUUUAUGGUGAGAGGACUAUUGCAUCCACCUGUUGAUAAUGGAUAGACUAUAUUAGUCGCGGAGGGAAAAAGCUAUUCACUCAUCCCCGUCCACCUUUUACACAGUAUAGAAGAAAUAAAGCGCGAAAGGUUCACAGUUUUUUUUUGUUCGCCGAAGAAGGAAAGAGACUGACGGGGGACGGCUUGAUAUUUUUGCGGUAUUUGAAAGCAUCGGAGCGGUUGCUGUCCACUGCAGCAGGGUGCUGAAUCCUGCACAUGUGAAUUUGUGGCAAACACUAUUGUAGAGCGGUUGUGCCUGCCAGUGGGGUGGGUGUGCGGCAGAAGAAGACUAAGAAGAAACGGCGGUGGUGGCGGCAGCGGUAGCGCGAACACAACACAAGGCGUAGAAAAUCUGUCAGCAUUGCAUCACUGUGUGUAUAUCAUGUAGUGCAAAACGUUGCCUUAGGCUUAGCUUGUCAUUUUAUCCGCGUAGGUUGGGUCACCGAGGGCUGGGAUUGUGUGUGUGUGCGUGCACGUGCCCACGCGCGCGUGCCCUGUUGUGAAAGCGCGCACGCGGUAGCUUAUGCACAAGGGUCGUGUGUGCAUUCACGCAUUUGUACAUGUAAAUAUACGCUUAGUUUCUGAGAUUAAUGUUGCGUUGUAUUGAGAUUAUAGGUAAAACAAAUAUCUACAAAAAACUAAAUGAGGGGGGGGGGGGGUGUGCGCCGUGAUGGCUCUACUCAAGAACACGGAGUUUUUAUUUUCCCCGCACUCGCCGAGUUUCAGCGUCAUUCAAGUCGUGCUGUACCCCGCAGCGCUCUCUGUUAACCCUCCUUCCUGAUGUGCCAUUGGCUGUCGACGCUGCGUUGCCGGCAAGCUUAUGCCGUCGCAAUCUCGGCCCGGUUCAAAGCAAGACGAGAACACAAGUGACAUUAUGCUAGAGAAAUGGGAUAAAAAAAACAUACAAGAAAAGUAUUUUGUUGAUUUUGGGGGGGGUGGGGGGGGGGGGUGAAAUUAUUUCCAUCGUACUCGACUAAACUGCCAUUUUGUGUAUAUUUUGUGUGUUCAACCUUGGAAUUACCAAGGCAUGUAAUGCAUUUAAAAAAAACUUGCUAGUGGCUUAUAUUGUUUUUAAAAAAAAUCCUUUUUUUUUCCCUUUCCAUUUUUGUUUUUUUAUAUAGAAUUACAGAAGACGACUGGCUUUCCAGUAAAUUGUACGUGCAAGUGUAUAUAUGUGUAUGUAUUUACAAAGGGAAUGUUUUACAAUUUGGCUGUGUUUUACUUGUGCCAGGGGGAAGCAGUCCAGGCCUCCGAGAACAGGAGGCAGGCGGCUGCCCUGCUUGUCGGUUCGUAUUUAAUGUCGGUGCGUUAAGGUGUUGGCUACGUGGCACAGCGAUUGUGGUGUUAAAUCUCAGUUACUGUUCAUGACUGGUUUCCCUGCCGGAAGUCCGAGAAGGAAAAUUGAUUUCGUGUAUUUUUUUGUUUCUCUCUCGCUCACAGUUUUAAGAUUUUAAAUGAUAUAAUUUUC
This is a messenger RNA of Lethenteron reissneri (Far Eastern brook lamprey), 8495 nucleotides long. Its product is annotated as bromodomain-containing protein 4-like. NCBI's taxonomy places the organism in Eukaryota, Metazoa, Chordata, Hyperoartia, Petromyzontiformes, Petromyzontidae. Gene Ontology annotation, biological process: chromatin remodeling; regulation of DNA-templated transcription. Gene Ontology annotation, cellular component: chromatin; nucleus. The record is from RefSeq and is a predicted model, not a curated record.